This is a messenger RNA of Boeremia exigua, 3421 nucleotides long. RefSeq names its product chitin synthase-domain-containing protein. Gene Ontology annotation, cellular component: cell septum; cell periphery. Lineage: Eukaryota; Fungi; Ascomycota; Dothideomycetes; Pleosporales; Didymellaceae. The transcript has 5 exons. Bases 360 to 3128 code for a protein of 922 amino acids. The record is from RefSeq and is a predicted model, not a curated record. Gene Ontology annotation, molecular function: chitin synthase activity.
AUGCUGAGCCAGCUGGCGGUCAGGCUGAACGCUGCUUUUGACCGCCAGUAUUUGUUCGCGAGGAGCCCCAGCUGCAAGGGCAUUCUUGUUUCCCGCGUGCACCUUGCCCCCAGGACCCGCAGCAGCGUCAUACGGCAUCGUCCUCGCAACCCCGUUGCUAGGUAAACAGCUGCUGUGCACCCUAGGCCCCCGCCAAACGCAUCGGGUUUCACACUGCCGCGAUACGACCAUCGCAUAUAAGCAACCAACAAGUCACGUUUGACUCGCUGGAUAUCCCAUCGACGCGUGUUUGGGCAGUGGAGACGGCGUUCGCAGCAUCCGCGAAUUGAUUGAAGGCGCAGCAGCACCCUCCCAGCACCAUGGCUGGCUACAACCGACUGGACGAGGACCACUACGAGAUGGAUCCACGCCGCCCCGGGAGGACGCCCUCUCCAGGCCACCCGCUCGCGGGCUACCAGCUCGAGGACAACUAUGGCUCGCAAGCCGGGCCCCUCGAGAUCCCCAUGGGCCCGCAGAUGACGCAUCCAGCGGCCUCCGGCGACAGACUGCCGCUCCAGCCCAGCUACUCGGUCGAGAACAUCCCGUACGCAGCCGGAAACUACCACGACGACUACGACCCACGCCCGCAACGACAUGACAGUGACUAUUCGCUCAACCCGCAGGCGCACCACGACGCCUACUACAACCAGCCCUACGAUCCCACACCGCACGACGAGAGCCCGCACCAGGGCUACGGCACCCAGCCAGACCACUACUGGCAGGAUGGGCAGGAUGGUCGCCCGAUGCUGGGAGGCGCGAAUUCGUAUGGCCCCGACCCGCAUGAUUUAGACGACCACGGGGAUCCCGAGAAUCCCUUCGACGACGAGCCUAUCCAGCACGCGCCGAGCCCGGCGCCAAUCAAGCGGUGGAAGACGGUCAAGGAAGUCCAGCUGUUUAAGGGCAACCUGGUGCUUGAUUGCCCGAUCCCCCCGCGACUGCUCAACCAGGUUCCACAUGCACAGCCACCCGAGCGUGACGAGUUCACGCAUAUGCGCUACUCGGCCGCCACAUGCGACCCUGGCGACUUUGACGCAGAGCGCUUCACGCUGCGCCAGAAGCUGUUUGCAAAGCCGCGCCACACGGAGCUGUUCAUUGUCGUGACCAUGUACAACGAAGAAGACGAGCUCUUCGCGCGAACGAUGAUGGGCGUCAUCAAGAACAUCGAAUACAUGAACUCGCGAACCAACAGCAAGACGUGGGGCAAGGACGCGUGGAAAAAGAUUGUAGUCUGCGUCGUCAGCGACGGACGUGCGAAGAUCAACCCGCGAACCAGAGCUGUCCUCGCAGGUCUUGGUGUCUACCAAGACGGCAUCGCCAAGCAGCAAGUCAACGGCAAGGAUGUUACGGCGCAUAUUUACGAGUACACCACCCAAAUGACUCUCGACAUCAAGAAAGGCGUUGUAGGCGUCAAGAAAGGCAAUACGCCUGUGCAGAUGCUGUUCUGUCUCAAGGAGAAGAACCAGAAGAAGAUCAACUCCCAUCGAUGGUUUUUCCAGGCGUUCGGAGCCGUUCUGGACCCCAACAUCUGUGUCCUGCUCGAUGCUGGAACCAAGCCUGGAAAGGACUCCAUCUACCACCUAUGGAAAGCUUUCGAUCUCGAGCCCAUGUGCGCAGGCGCUUGCGGUGAGAUCAAGGCUAUGCUUGUACAUGGCAAGAAGCUCCUAAACCCGCUUGUUGCUACCCAGAAUUUUGAGUACAAGAUGAGCAAUAUCCUGGACAAGCCGCUGGAGUCAGCCUUCGGUUUCAUCAGUGUGCUUCCCGGUGCUUUCUCUGCCUAUCGCUAUAUCGCUCUCCAGAACGAUAAGACCGGGCAGGGACCACUGGAGAAAUACUUUGCCGGCGAGAAGAUGCACGGUGCCAACGCCGGCAUCUUCACGGCCAACAUGUAUCUUGCUGAAGAUCGUAUUCUUUGUUUCGAGCUCGUGUCCAAGAGGAAUUGCCAUUGGAUCCUGCAGUACGUCAAGUCUGCCAACGGUGAGACCGAUGUGCCUACGACUAUGGCCGAAUUCAUCGGUCAGCGUCGUCGCUGGCUGAAUGGUUCCUUCUUCGCUGCCGUCUACGCUCUGGCCCACUCUUUCGACAUUUUCCGCAGUGAUCACUCCGUCAUCCGCAAGACUAUGUUCCUCGUCGAGUUCUUCUACCAGACCAUCAGUAUGGUCUUCGCUUGGUUUGCCCUUGGCAAUUUCUUCCUGGUUUUCCACAUCCUCACCGCCUCGGUGGCUACAUAUAUCGGUACCGCUGGUAAAGUGUUGUUCGUCCUAUUCGAAUGGCUCUACAUCGCGGUACUAAUCACUUGUUUCAUUCUGUCUCUUGGCAAUCGACCGCAAGGAUCGAACAAGUGGUAUAUGUCCAUGGUCUACUUUUGGUGUAUCAUCAUGACUUACCUCAUGUUUGCAUCCAUCUAUAUUACGGUCAAGUCUGUCCAGGAGACAGCCAAAGGUGGCAUCACCUUUUCGGAAGUCUUCCAGGACACAAUCUUCUUCAACCUGAUCGUUUCCUUGGCUUCCACAUAUGUCAUGUGGUUUAUCGUCUCGUUCCUGUUUCUGGAUCCCUGGCACAUGUUCACAUGUUUCAUUCAGUAUUUGCUGAUGACACCGACAUACAUCAACAUUCUCAACGUAUACGCUUUCUGUAAUACGCACGACAUCACCUGGGGAACCAAGGGCGACGACAAGCCAGAGAAGCUACCUUCAGUCACCACCAAGGCUGACGGAAAGGCCGACAUCCAAGCUCCGACUGACGAUGCCGAUCUAAACACCAUGUACGAAAAGGAGUUGCAGACUUUCAGCACGAAGUGGAAAGAGGAGAAGAAGGUUCAUUCAGCUCAGGACAUCCAGGAAGACUACUACAAGGGUUUCCGAUCCGGUGUCGUUCUGUUUUGGAUGUUCUGCAAUCUGGGUCUCACAGCCGUUGUCCUGCAAUCUGGCGGCUUAGAGGUGACAGUUGCAGAAGACCAGCAAAGCGCGCACCAAACCCGCGUUGCUAACAUCUACCUGGGAGUCGUGUUGUGGAGUGUCGCGGGUCUUGCGGCGUUCCGAUUCAUCGGCGCUGUGUGGUUCCUGAUUGUGCGCAUGUUCCGAGGUGUAUGAUCGCGUAGUCAUACAACGAUGUCUCUGGUGUUUGGCGCAUCCGCGGGUUUGUAUAGUACAGUGCUACUGCGCGGCAUUACGAUUCAUGGCGGUGACGGGGCGUUUUGAUCUGUUGCAUAUGAGCUUCAUGACUCUUUCCCAGUAUUAUACCUUGAUAGCAUGCUGUCUUGUAUUCAAGGGCAACGAAUUUGUCCAUCUUAUUUCCAAUGCCUGUUCAUACCUGUGUCGCUGUUGUUGCUUCAGUCUUGCGAUGGUGCACCGCCUUCCUUCACUUGCCUCGCAUCUUCCGUCAA